Molecule: messenger RNA, 8045 nt
Organism: Aquila chrysaetos chrysaetos
Lineage: Eukaryota; Metazoa; Chordata; Aves; Accipitriformes; Accipitridae
Gene: DAW1
Product: dynein assembly factor with WD repeats 1
Exons: 13
Coding region: 32-1279 (415 amino acids)
Biological process (GO): proteasome-mediated ubiquitin-dependent protein catabolic process; ubiquitin recycling
Cellular component (GO): nucleus; cytoplasm
Molecular function (GO): ubiquitin binding
Source: RefSeq, a predicted model, not a curated record
CGGGCCGAAGCCCCGGGGCCGACGGCGGAGGAUGAGGCUGAGGCGGCUGCUGCUGCGCUACUACCCGCCGGGAAUUAUUCUGGAAUAUGUACAAGGUGGUGAGCCAAAGACCAGAUCUAUAGAUCUACUUGAUCUUAGGCCUGACACAGACGCCAUAGCCUUAGUAGAAGAAAUUCGAAAGGGAGAACCUCUCAUCACAGCUUCAUGCAAGGAACAUGUCAUUCAUUUAGUGCGAAGAUUGCAAGAGAAGCUAGGGGAAAAAGAGGAUCACAAGUUCUGUCUUUUUAAGGUACUUAGAGCACACAUAUUACCACUGACUAAUGUAGCGUUUAACAAAUCUGGUUCCCGCUUCAUCACUGGAAGCUAUGACAGAACCUGCAAAGUAUGGGAUACUGCAUCAGGAGAACAGCUACGUACACUGGAGGGACAUGGAAACGUUGUCUAUGCAAUAGCUUUCAAUAAUCCCUAUGGUGACAAGAUUGCCACUGGAUCUUUUGACAAAACCUGCAAACUGUGGAAUACAGAAACGGGAAAAUGUUAUCAUACUUUCAGAGGACAUAGUGCAGAAAUAGUAUGUUUAUCAUUUAAUCUUCAGAGUACAUUGGUGGCAACUGGAAGCAUGGAUACCACUGCCAAAUUAUGGAAUAUAGAGAAAGGAGAAGAAAUAGUCACUUUAAGUGGACAUUCAGCAGAAAUUAUUGCAUUGUCUUUCAACACCACUGGAGAUAGGAUUAUCACUGGCUCCUUUGACCAUACAGUAGCAGUGUGGGAUGUUGGCACUGGCAGGAUGUUACAUACUUUAAUAGGUCACCGAGGAGAGAUUAGCAGUGCACAGUUCAACUGGGACUGUUCUCUCAUUGUCACUGGAUCAAUGGAUAAAACAUGCAUGCUGUGGAAUGCUAUGACUGGGACACAUAUAGCAACUUUAACAGGUCACAGCGAUGAAAUACUGGAUGUCUGCUUUGAUUAUGCUGGCCAGCGUAUUGCAACUGCCUCUGCUGAUGGAUCAGCAAGAGUCUAUAAUGCAGAAACAAAAAAGUGCAUUGCAAAGCUAGAAGGGCAUGGAGGUGAAAUUUCAAAGGUAUGUUUCAACCCUAAAGGCAAUCGUAUACUGACAGCCAGUUCUGAUAAAACAGCUCGACUCUGGGAUGCUGCUACUGGACACUGCCUUCAGAUAUUAGAGGGUCAUACUGAUGAGAUAUUCUCUUGUGCUUUCAAUUACAAAGGCGAUAUAAUCAUUACAGGAAGCAAGGAUAACACCUGUAGAAUAUGGCACUGACAGAAGAGAAGGAAAGAUCCAGUUUGGUAUAUGCCUACUUUGUGAGUUUCAUAGUCAAUAAACUCAGUCUUUCAGAUCUGUUUUCUUUUACCCUCUUUGUUCACCUUCAGCUUUGCUGAAGUAGAAAAGUUACCUAGAUUUUGAUAGGUUUGACUUUGCUGAUGUCUGGUAGAUAUGGAAUCACAGAACAGUAGGAGUUGGAGGGGACCUCUGGAGAUUGUCUAGCGCAACACCUCUGCUCAAAGCACUAUCAAGCAAGCAGGCUGCCCAGGACUGACGUGGUUUUGAAUAUCUCCAAGGAUGGAGACUCCACAGUUUCUCUGAGCAAUAGUGUUUACAUAGUGUUUGAUCACUCUCACAGUAAAAAAAGUUGGGAUUUUUUUCCCUUAUAUUUAAAUGGAAUGUUUUCUCAUAUUUCAGUUUGUGCAUGUUACCUCUUCACUAGGUAUCACUGAGAAGAGUCUGGCUCUGUUAUUUCAGUCACCUGAGAGAAAUCAUGAUUAGUGUGAAUGAAUCCAGUAGGAUGGCCCCAUUUCUUUCUGUGUCACUCUUAACUUCUAACUUUUAUUUAAAAAAAUACAGCAUUAUAAUGCUCUCAGGUGUGAAAGGGGUGUUGUUAUGCACUUGUUCUGAGUACUUUUGUAUUAAUUUUUUUGUUGUGUAAUGAAGUAUUGAGUUAAAAUGCCAGUUUCACUACUUGUAAUACAAUGUCCCACUUGGUAUUUCCAGAGAAAACCAGCAACCAUUUGUGAAUUGCAUUGCUAUUAACUAUUGCAUAUAUGCUGUAGUUAAACUCCUGCUCACCCCCCUUUCAUACUUGCCCACAUCUUUCCAUUCAUACCAUUCAUUUCUGCUCAGUCCUCAUUCUCCCAUUCUCACCUGAGGUAAAGAAAAAAUAAUAUGGGUGGUGACUCCAACUCUGAAUCCUGGCCCAAAGAUUAUGGCUAGCACGAAGAAACUCUACACACUAAAGAGUUGGAGCCAAGGACUGUGACAUAAACUGAGAAGUGGAUGAGGAACUACUGCAAAUUAUUUACCAUCCUACAGUGAGCUCUAGCCCAGGCUUACCUCUCACCAGCAAUUGCCAACAGGUUUCACCUGUGCAGAGCUCACCCCACUUCCUAGCAGAGCACCUGAAACUGCAGUUGCUUUUGGCAGGGGAGUAGAGAAGGAGCAGAGCCAACUGGUCUCUUCUAGUAGCCUUGGAAGAAGGAUGAAGAGGCAAAGAGGGUAGGAUUGAACAAAGUAUGCAUGUUGACUGAGGGGAAAAAAGGAAGAAAGGAAGCGUGCAGCAGAAAAUGAACUUGAAGGUAUUUUGUUUAUAUUGUAUAUCUCUGGGUGGUUAUGGACUUGACUUCUAAAUGUUGUUAAAUUUAAUAGGAAGUUACUAAUGCUGAUGUGUUUUGACUGUCUCUGAGUGCUUGCCAGCAUCCUUGUCUGUAAAUGAAGAAACGAAAUUGCCUGUCAUCAGUUGGCAAAUAUCCUGGUUGUCUCAAGUAGUGUUGUGUUGUGGGAGAGCUAAGCAGUGUGCUGCAGAUCAUUUAAAAUUAAACCUUUAUGAGUAGGCGAAGUGGCUGAUAUUAAUGUUACUGUAAUGCUUGUGGUGUUUCCUGUUGUCUUGUGCAAAGAUUUAUGAUAUCAAAAGUGCAUCUCAGUAAUCCAGAAUUGAAAGGGGCAGGAAGGGCAAUGCAGUUCUAUGUUACUUUAGAAUUGCUCAGUGUCCCUAGAUCAGUUUGCACCUGUACUUACAGAUGUGACAUGGGGGAUUUCUGGCUGACAAAAAUGGAGGAAAAUUAGUGUAAUGAAGUGUGUACAAAUACUGCUACAUAGUUAAAAACUGAAAUCUGACUUGCUGUGUAACCAUCACAAAGUAAAAAAAAUUCUUUGGGACUGCAAUUAGGAAGUCAAUUUUUUUUUUUGCUUAACCCUUCAGGUUGGGUUAUUUUCUGUUGCUUUUUCUUUUAUGAUUUUUCUCUUAUACUAUGCUAGUGAUUCAGUGAAUCAAACAUCUGUAGUAGCUUUUGGCUUCGUGCUCUUGUCCUAUUUUUAUGCAAAAUUUUGAGUGGGUUGAGGUUCCAUAGGCUAAGCAUUGGACUGGGAGGCCAUCUGGGCUCUAUUUCUGACUCUCCCUAGAUUCACUGAGUGAGUAGAAUUGCUCUUCGGGCUAAGUUAUCCAGGUUUCCUGCUCAAAUGUGAAACACACAUCUGGUGUGAUUCACAGCACAAAAAAGCGUGCUGACUUGGCGCCUCGUAAGAACUUCAAAAGUACUCUAGGUACCAUCAUAUGAAUGCUUUGAUGUUAGGCUCUCUGCACCUUGGUUUACCCAUAUGUAGAUUUAACAAAUUUUAGAGAUAUAUGUUAGGAGUGCGUUGUAUAGAUGUAUCAUCCUGAAACCAUUCUGUGUCUCUGGUAGCAGCCUGAUCCCUUUCUCUAAUUCUACUUCAGUCCCUGCAACCAAAAUAGCAUGUGUGUGUGUGCUCUAACUCUAUUGUCUGGUGCCUUUUUAAUCUUAUAAAAACAUUUGGAUUCUACAUACCUUACGCUCGCCAAGCUGUUACUUUAAUCACUGCGUGGUUGGAGUGGGAUGUGGCUUUCAACAUUAUCCUGCAGUGCUGGCAAACUUGAUUCACUGUGACGUUAUUGAAAAGGAUUACCUCAGGUGACUCCUGAAGUGUGCUUUAGUAAGGACUGUCACAGUGGAAAUCAUAUUUGCUGUAUUGUUUCUGUCCUUUAGACGGCUGAAUCCUUCCACUAUAUAUCUCUGUGAAUAUACAAGUUUGUUUUUCUGGGAAAAAUGCCCUUAGCUUGUGUCAUGUAACUUCCCCAGGGCUGAAUGUACAUUUUACAAGACAAGGACAAGAAUUACCAUGUAAGCACAUGAUGUGUACUUGGAAUCUUGACGUAUGCUUUUUGUAUCUCUUGAGAUUCAAAUUAUUUUCUGAAUAGGUGAGGAUAAUAAUACUUAUACCCACUCAUGUUUUAAAAGUGGCACUUUGUGAGACUUUCUUUUUUAGCUGCUUCUGUGUGAUUGCUUGCAUUUCCUGGGUAGUUAGUGAAAGGAUAUGAAAUAUAUCCUGCUUGGUUAUAUUUUCCAGUGUGCUGCACUUCACUGUCUAAUUUUCAGCUGAAGCUGGGAGGAGGGCACAGUACCCAUCAGCCAGACCUGUCUUCAUUGCAAAUUAUUUUAAUUAGUUUGAUAGUCCAGCUAUCUAAUUUAACUGUCUGUCCUGCUAAAUGCUGUACAGCUGCAAGUUGCUUUCUGAAGGCCUGUUCCUUGCAAUGACUGGCUUUAGAGUGGGUUUGAAAAAGUGGCAUUAUGAGUUUGCUCAUAAUUAGGAAUGGCUCUGCCUUGAAUUAAAAUUCUUAAAUUGGCUGGUAUGGAUGUGCUUUCCUUCUCAGAUGGAAUUUGUUUUGUUUAGUAAGUAGCUCAUGUGGGCUUUUUAUUUCAAUGGAGUGGUGGGUUUCUUUCCCCUGACAUUUUGAAAAUCAGAGUGCAGGAUUCAUGGUGACAUUCCUAUGCUCAUCUGUCAUGUAGCUCUGCAUGAAACUAGACAAGAGAGACAGUAAGAUCAGCCUCUCCAGAAAGGUUACCUGCUGAAUUUAAUAGGAUAACUGUAAACAGGUGACCAUUUUUAUCACAGACCACAAUAAAAUGGUUAAUUUACUUGAAGACACUAUGAAAAUCUUUGGUGUUAGGACAAAAUUGAGGUAGAUUAUAGUUUUUCAACUUCUAAUGAUCCCAGCAUUAAAAGCACCCUAAACAAAACCAAACGAAAAAUGAAGUUUUUAAAUACAUAUUUUUCAGUAGGUAAUUCUCCUGUAUUUGAAUUAAUGUAUCUAAGAGGCCAAAUUCUGCUCUUCAUUAGGUGGGUGGUAGAGUCGACACCAGGGUGGAAGGCGCCUUCCCCUGAAGCUGUUUUGCAGCGUAGGAAGGUGAGUGGGACAGCCCUGGCUGGGAUCAGCGCUGCAGCAGGUGCUGAGGCAAAUGUGUCUGCUGCUCCCAUGGAUGGCCUCUGAUGGCCAGGGCAUCUCCUGAGGCUCGUAGGGUUUGUCUUCCUUAGUAAAUUGUGGUGUAUCUCUUUCAAGAACUUAUACAGAUCCCCAAGUGGGAACUUGAAUCUAUGUACAAGUUUUGCAUCCUCUCAUUUCAUAAUGUGUCAUCUCUUUUUGUUUGCUUUGAGUCUGGCUCAUGUGAGUUUCAUUUGUUGGGUCUUAGUUUGUACUGGGAAAGAUAGUGAGCAGCCACCCCCUCCAUGCCCUUGUGAUGUUAACAACCUGCAUCAUGCUCAUGUAUACCGAGAGGCUAAACUGCAUAUAAUUUACUCUGAGAUUUUUACCUAAAAUUGUAUGUAGUAUCAAGUUCUCAUUUAUAUGUAUUUAAAGUUGACUUUUAAUAUUUUUCAGCCUUUUUAAAUGGUGAAUGUGUCCUGUUCCAAUUUACUUGGAUAAGUGUUGGUUUCCUUUUCUGUUUAGUCAUAGAAAUACCACCUAGGCAAUAGGGCAGUAAAUAUCUGUGCAAACUUAAACAAGCAGAAGAAAAUCCUGAACUUCUGUCUCUGCAACCCCCUGCCUGCUUUUGCAGGUGCUGAAAGCAGCUAGAGUGAGCACUAAUAGCGAUUUGGUAUGUUGGGAGUUAUUCUGGGGUUAAUUCUCAGCAAUGAACAUGUAAUUUCUCUUUAUCUUACUGCGAUACUAAGAAUGUUAUGAUUAGCCUUGUAUCACUUGAAUGAGUUGUAGAACCUGAGUAAAGCUGUAGCUUUGGUACUGAGGUAAGGACCUGGAGCUUGCUCUGACUUGUUUUGGUCCGGGCCAUGGGUCAGGUUUUUCAUUCAGAAGCAGAGCUUUGAGAAGCUACAGGGGUGGCAGGCAAAUAUUAUUUAAUAGGUCAAAAAAACCAUAGCACAUCCAUAAACUUUUUAGAAAGGCAAAGAGGACGCACAUUAUAACAUAAAUUUAUUUCUGAAUAAAUUGCAACAUUAAGAACUACUGUACAGAGAAACUGCAUCACACUGUUACAACUCUGUCAUGAUAUUUGUGCUUUGUAGGAUAAGUAAACAUUUAUUCUAUCACAGCAAAAAAUUGUAUACUGACAACUAACUGUAUUUGGUUUAAAAAUAAAUACACUCCCAUUUAUUAACUCAAACAAAGCACUUUAAGUCUACAAUACUUGGUGCUUUUUAUUGACUUUCAGCCUCAGAAAUGCUGAGCAUUCAGAGUUGCCACUCACAUUAGUGGGAGUUACGGAUGUUCAGCAAUUCCUAGGAGCAGGCCCAGUGACUGCACAGUUACAUUCAGAGUAUGCAAUAAGUCGACCUUUAUCUUGACAGUAAAGUGACCUUCACUGUUUUGUAUAUACUGCGGAGUAGAUGUAGAAUUACUCAUGUUGUUUAAUGUUCCAUGUUAGAUUUUGAUUCACUAACAGUUUGUAUUUCAGAACAAAUGAGUGAUGCAGUCAUGCAAGUUUAGGAAUGGUUUUAAAGAUAAAAUUGAUAAUAUGGCUCUUUUUCAUAAAUUAUUUAAAACUACUUCAAAAUUUUCAAAAAUAUUUAGUGCAAAAGGAUAGGUUGGGUUUUUUCAAGAAAUAUUACAGAAGCAUAUACUGUUAUAUGGAAAAUAAACCAUCUCUUCAAUAUUUUAUUGGGAAAAGCAGGCAGGUUUUCUACUACGCUAUUUGGGUAGGGAGAGAUGAAAGAUAAAUAUUUUCAAAGAAACAAAUCGCAGAAGAGCUGUGAAGUGCUAAGUUAUAUUAACUUUAAAUUCAAAACCAAUCUCUUUGGCAGAGUGAAGAGAAUGUAUCAUUAAGUGCGUGAUACUAACAGAUCAUCUCAACAAGACGAUACCAUAGUAUAUCUUAUCAAACCAUUAUAUAAAUGUUAUAGUAACGUGAACUAUCACAUAUAGUCCAAACACUAAUAUCCAAAAUGAACAAGUAUGUCUACUGAAAUUUUAACAAUCAUUUUGCGUUCUUCUCAGUUAAAAAAAUUAAGAUUUUUAUGAUGAGAUGGUACUCUUUUCAGAUAUGCAUUUCUUCACCUUAUUAACAAUUUAUUUGAUUGAACUAAAAUUAAAAUAGUAUUUUUUUCCACUGCUUUUAACUGAUAUGUAGCAUGUUACAUAGUGCUUUAAACAGAAGCACUUUACGUAAUGAUUGUAUUAUCAUUACUCCCUCUUACCAGGUAGGCACACUGAGGCACAGAGGUGAAAUGACUCGCCCAAGGUCACGUGGCAGGUGUGUGGUGGGACAGGGUUAGAAACCUGCUGCCCUGACUUGCAGAGCUGUGUUCAGGGAUAUGCCAGGUGUAGCUAGACUGAACUGCAUUGCCUCCAAGUGAAAAGGAAUGAAGUUUUUAAGGGUAGUAACUGAGAGUUCAGAUUUUAUUUCCUUGAGAAGAAGACAGGAAUCGGGAACAGCUAUGGAAGAGAAAUAAUCACAUGGAAAGAAACUAAAAUGUGUUUUCAGCAGCUUUUUAUUGUAUUGUCUAUCUGCAAAGGUGUUAAGUGUUCAAAAGUUUGGGUGGUUUUUUUUUUUUUUUUUUUUUUUUUUUACCCCUUAACAGACUAUGAGGAUUUAAAAAAAAAAAAAAAAAAAAAAUCAAUUCUUUAUCUAGGGAAGUGAGUGUCUCCAGCCAUCCUGGAACAAACUCUGGUUCUAAUAGUUAAACUGUACAAAUAUUGGUGUUUUAAAACUGAAUGUUGGUGUACUAUCCCAUUUUAGCUGAUUGAUUUAAUCAAACUGAAUAAAAUGGAACAUAUUAGAUAAUUUAA